AUGGCGUGGAGAAGCUACAUUGUGAAAUGGACCCAAACAAGUCUAAUUUCACCGAAAAACGCAACUAGGCUGGACCUCUACUGCCAAACCAAGCGUGGAUUUCGCCGUGACGCUAAAAGGCCAGAAACAAAGAAAGGGAAUGUCACGAAAGAAACACACGCCAACACUUCACCUCCUGAAAGCCCACAAGGACCGCCACCUCAACCUCAACGUGUUCCCCGACCCAAGCUGCUUAAGCCCUUCCUGUUUACAGUGGGGUUUACAGGCUGCUCCUUCUGUGCCGCGGCCAUUCUGCAGUAUGAGAACCAAAAGUCAAGAGUCAGAACUUUAAGGGAUGAUGAGUCUGAUAAACUCCUGCAGGGCUCCACAGACAUGGUGUACUGGCAUGACUGGUGGAACAAGCUGACAGACUUCCAGCGCCAGCUCAUCCUCCUCAUGUCUGUGGCGGAUGACUUCUGGAGCAGCCUCACCGAAGGCCAAAGGACCGUCUCUGGUAUUAUCUUGGCGAAUGCCGUGGUCCUGUGCUGCUGGAAGAUCCCCUCGCUGCGAAGAAGCAUGUUAAAGUAUUUCAUAUCCAACCCAGCGUCCAAGAGCCAGUGCCUUCCCAUGAUCCUGUCACCUUUUAGUCACUUUUCCGUCCUCCACUUUUUGGCCAACAUGUAUGUUCUGUGGACAUUUUCCUCCGGGAUUGUCUCCUUAUUAGGGAGGGAGCAGUUCCUUGCCGUCUAUAUGUCAGCCGGGGUUAUUUCCAAUAUGCUCAGCUACUUAUGUAAAACAACGUCUGGGCGCAUCUUCCCUUCUUUAGGAGCGUCAGGUGCAGUCAUGGCAGUGGUGGCUGCUUUGUUCGCCACAGUACCAGAAGCCAAACUGAACUUAAUUUUUCUUCCUAUGAUCAGCUUGACUGCGGGAAAUGCUCUGAAAACUCUUGUUGCCAUUGACGUGACAGGGUUGCUGAUGGGAUGGCGGGUGUUUGACCACGCGUCUCACAUCGGCGGAGCCCUCUUUGGCGUCUGGUACGUGGCAUACGGUCACAAGUUGAUAUGGGGCAAGAGAGAUACCGUGGUCGAGAUGUGGCGCAAAAUCCGCACUCCUGGUGGGGGCGGAGCAAGACCAGGAGGCGGGCCCGAGAAUAAUCCCAAAGGAGGGCCACAUAGGCCUAACUGA
Molecule: messenger RNA, 1164 nt
Organism: Nerophis lumbriciformis (worm pipefish)
Lineage: Eukaryota; Metazoa; Chordata; Actinopteri; Syngnathiformes; Syngnathidae
Source: RefSeq, a predicted model, not a curated record